Opisthorchis viverrini is the source of this 878-nucleotide messenger RNA. RefSeq lists its product as hypothetical. The transcript is spliced from 5 exons. The record is from RefSeq and is a predicted model, not a curated record. The coding region runs from base 1 to 765 and encodes 254 amino acids. Lineage: Eukaryota; Metazoa; Platyhelminthes; Trematoda; Opisthorchiida; Opisthorchiidae.
AUGGGGACCACUGCAUGUGGUUGGAGACGCUGCAAAAUGUGCCUGCUGGUCGAUGUCAGUGGUGCUCUUGUUUUCGGCUUUUAUUCAGAACGAAUGAUAUGGUCUGGUGUAGUGUCCGUUCGGAGUGGUUACUAUACUGGUGGUAUAUUUGACCUCCGGCUACAAAUACCUUCAGAUUUUCCGUCACCUGAAUUGCCGCGCGUCUACUUACCGAAGGGUUUUUUUCAUCCGUACGUGCAAGCGCAGACGGGCGAACUGUCAAUAACCUCUGCUUUUUCGCGCUGGCAGCCGGACCGUCACCAUCUAUGGCAUGUAUUGCAUCAUGUGCGGUCCCUGUUAACCAGCCCCACCAGUUGUAUCCGGGAGCACUCGGCUGAACAAAUUCACAUGUUAACUCGAUCCUCCAUCUACCCAAUAGAUCCAGCGGACAGCUCGUGUAUGACCUACCCCAAUCCAGAGGCAGCCGAUCUGAUAGUGAAUCACAAAACCUUAUUCGAAGCGAGAGCUCGGAAUUGUGUGAUGACCUUGUCACUUUGGUCACCAUCAUACAAAAAUGGUGUCGAUCCUCUUCUGGAUGUUUACCCAAUCAGCAUCGAUGGGUGGCAGGACAAUACAUUCAUCAAACGAGCACGGGAACGUAUGAAGUUGGAAGCAACUCCCCCACCUCCUGAUACAAGUCUUUCUCGAGGCUUCUCUUGGAUCGACACGAGUACAAUGACCAUAUUCUCCAAUGAACCGAACAACUCUAAGCACGGUAAUUUGUAGCCUACAUCCGUUUUUUCCACGGACAAGUUUGUGAACCUCCCAUUUUUAUCAGUAUUCCUGAUUAUUUUGAUUUGCAUAUUUUUGCCUGUGAUGAGAUAAACCUACUCCGAGAG